Molecule: messenger RNA, 921 nt
Organism: Charadrius vociferus (killdeer)
Lineage: Eukaryota; Metazoa; Chordata; Aves; Charadriiformes; Charadriidae
Gene: SDR16C5
Product: short chain dehydrogenase/reductase family 16C, member 5
Exons: 6
Coding region: 1-921 (306 amino acids)
Cellular component (GO): lipid droplet
Molecular function (GO): oxidoreductase activity, acting on the CH-OH group of donors, NAD or NADP as acceptor
Source: RefSeq, a predicted model, not a curated record
AUGUUCAACUUCAGAAGCAUCCUGAAGAUACUACAGUUCCUGAAAUUAUUAAUUUAUUUAUUUAUUGAGAAAUUACUCUUAUUUAUAUUUCCUCCAUGCAAAAAAACUUUUGCUGGGGAAAUAGUGCUUAUUACUGGCUCCGCAAAUGGGAUUGGAAGGCAGAUUGCCUUAAAUUUUGCUCCUUUGGGAGCAACCUUGGUUCUUUGGGACAUUGAUGAUGAAGGCAACAAAGAAACAACCAGAUUAGCCCAAAAAAAUGGAGCUAAACGAGUGUUUGCCUACCACUGUGACUGCAGCAAUAGGGAGGAGGUCUAUGAACAAGCAGACAAGGUUAGAAAAGAAGUUGGGGAUGUUACUAUUCUAAUCAAUAAUGCUGGCAUACUGCUUGGGAAAAAGUUCUGUGACAUUCCAGAUGCAGAUUUUGAAAAGACCUUAAGAGUCAACUUCUUCUCUCAAGUCUGGACUUGCAAGGCCUUUCUUCCAGCCAUGAUGACCUGUAACCGUGGACACCUGGUUAGCACAGCAGAGGUUAGUACCGUCAAGUGCCAUGACAAAUUAGAUUAUGCUGCAAGUAAGUAUGCAAUCAUUGGAAUGAUGGAAGCCUUAGAUUCGGAACUGUAUCAUGCAGGAAAACAUGGCAUUAAAAUCACAAUCAUUUGCCCUUAUUUUGUUAAUACUGAAUUAGUUAAAGGUUUUCAAACUCAAAACGCCCUUUUUCUUCCUGUUUAUGAUGCAGAGUACAUAGCCAGCAAGAUCAUGGAUGCAAUUCAAAAGGAAAAGUUUUAUCUGAUCAUGCCUCUGACUUUACGCUUGCUUGCUUUCAAAAUUCUCGUUCCUAGAAAAAUGAUACUACUCUUCGAAUCUUGCCUUAAGAUCACCGACAGCUUGGAUAAAGCCUUCGGUCGGAAGGAAAAGGAUUGA